Messenger RNA from Penicillium concentricum, 2943 nucleotides. RefSeq lists its product as uncharacterized. The coding region runs from base 1 to 2943 and encodes 980 amino acids. The transcript has 2 exons. The record is from RefSeq and is a predicted model, not a curated record. NCBI's taxonomy places the organism in Eukaryota, Fungi, Ascomycota, Eurotiomycetes, Eurotiales, Aspergillaceae.
AUGUCGUUCUCGGUUCAGAAUAUAAUUGGGACCCCUUUACACGCGGUGGCCGAAUCAAAUAUCGCUCUAGCUCAUCUUAAUUUCGACUUCUCUCUUGUGAAAUGUGAAGCCCCAGCUGAGCUCCAGCUGUUGGGCAAACAACUUUCCAAAUCUCGACGACAAUCGGCAGAAGACGGGUCAUUCCACAUUCUCGCCCGUCGACUGGGUGUGCUGUUUGAUGAUGUCCUUCCAGACGUACCAGUGCUGCUUGAAGCAUAUGGAACCCGCGCUAGUCAGAUCGUUCAAGAGAUGACACAGAAGACGGAGAACCCCAAGGUUAUCGUUGAUGGGUUUUUCGGAUCUCAUUUAGGGAUUGACUCAACCACAAUCUGGGCUAGUGCGACGAGUGGAAAGUCCGUUCUUCGCAUGCACCUUCUCGCGUGUAUGCUAGCCAGGAUCUGGUCCCCUCAAGAGGCCACGGCCAUUUGGGCAGAGUUGCAGAUUCAAAUUAAUUUAAUCAUCAACAACCUUUCCGUUGCCGUUAAAUCACAGUCAUCGUCCAAUCAUCCUUCGACUCCAAAGACACGAUCUUAUGACAGUGUGAUUCUCAACCUCAAUCGCGCGUUGACUACCCUUGAUAAGCUGAUCUGCGGUGAGCCCCAGCAAAUUACAGACGGCGGAAUCCUACUUGGAUUAGUAUCCUGGCAUAUUUAUCCCGAUCUUGUUGUUCUAGGGCCCAAAACACAAGAAAUACGACAGAAAGACAUUUUGGUCAAAGAAAGUGGAAUCGUCACUAUCUCAAUCACUCCUCAAGCUAGACCCCGUACAGACGGAGUAUACUGGUCGUUGCCCCUAGCCAGUCUCAGAUACUAUGGAGUUGUUCACCGAGAACGAUCCACUAUGCGUGAUUCCAGAAUAUCAGUCGCACAACUACAAGCCCUGAUACUCGGCGCAUCGCUGGGCGCGGAUGAUGCUGCAUUCACCGCCGCGAAGAUCCUGAAAUCAUUUUGGAACCUCUUCUCUAGUCUGUACGAAGCAAAACUAAGUCAAAUUGCUGACCAACCCCUGGACCUGUCAGCGGACUUGGCUGGAUUCGAGGUAGUGGACUUGCUAAAAGAUGAUCGUCAAUCCCUCAGAAGUUUGAUGCAGCUAUUGCAGCUCAUAUUUCCAUUCCAAGGCGGUAUAGACUUACUUUUUGUUGAGAACGACAACGAGAAAAACACUGCAAUGCAACUCAUGAGAUAUGGUACUAAUUAUGGAAAAUCAUGGAUUGGAAACACGGGCACAUCCGCUCCAACCUUUUUCGGCUUGGCAAGCCUCUCAUCUUUGCUUCGCAUGAUCAAGAAUCGAGAGGAACGAAUCAAAAUACUCCGCGCGCAGUGCAAGCAGUACUGUCUCUUAUCGUCUGACUACGUGAUUCGAUUUCGAACAGAGAGUGGCUAUGUUUACACAUCAAUCGAUGUCGAAAGCGCACGGGCUUCCCACGGAGGGACAAAGAGAAAGCGGGAUGAAUAUGAAAACCAAGACGUGGAUGGCAUCCAUCUCCUCAAGAGCCCGCCCGGAGAAAUCUGGACUUGUUUCGCUUCACCGGAAGCGUCUAGCCGUCAUGUCUCGCAAUAUUUCAAUCCUGAUAUGGAGGAUGACGACUCAAACGCGCAAGAUGACGAUGUCGAUUCAAACGCGGAAGAUGACUUUUUCGCGCAAUUUGUUCAUGACGGCCCCCUUCCUAGUCAGUCAGUUAUAUUCAAUUUCGCCUUCGGUGACCAUAGCCUUGCGGCCGUUUAUAAAAGGGUUACUAGCCAGACUUUACCCCAAAACCAACCCAUCUCGGAUGCAGUUUCUCUCGACAUACUCGAAGACCUUUUGGACAAAAGUCUUUUACAACUCGACCUUGUGGCAGAACAUAUUUUGCAUCAUUUCACCGUAACGCAAUCAUCCCACGGCAGGUCCCUUCUCGCGCUUGGACGAGUUGUGGACUAUUACAUGUCCCACCUACCCUAUGCCACUGUUGCUAUGGGUGUAAUUAAAGGCCCCAUUCGCUCUUGGAAUUGGGCGCAGUCCAUGGUCAAGGAGCUUGAUUCACUAAGUCCACUUGCAAAGCAGCAAGCGCGCGAAGGAAAUACGCCCGCAACAAUCUAUCCCAGCCCCUUGUCCCGUGAAUAUGCGUUUGCAGCAAUUCUACAAUUUGAGGCAGGGGAAAUCAGCGUCGACCUUGCUAAGCUGGCAGACGUACUGGCAAUAUCGAGUGGCAACUCUCUGUUCAUCGCCGAACAACUACUCCACGAUCCAAUGUCACCAAAGAGUCUCUGUUCGGGUGCUGUCUCCCAUGUCAUGGGGAAUGUUGGGAAGCCAGGAGUUACGCUGUUGGUUUCUCCUCCUGAGGUAGAAAUCCGUGAACAUGAUAUUGAGAGGUGGCAAUUUGUCAACCACAACCCGUUUGAUGGGAAUUCAGCCGGUGGAAUGUUCGACGGCACCUCUAUUCAUUUGUCUUUUACAGGCUGGGAAGGACCUGUAAGUCUUGAAUCGACCAAUUCCCGGGGCAUGGAGGCCUAUUACGUUGAAACCGCGGUCUCUGUCAACGAUAGAGGCGAAUGGUUGGGCGAUUUAGAUAUACUGAAGGGCUUGAGGGAUUUAGAGAUGGUGGUUCUUGAUCCUGCCGACAGCAAGUGCAUACACGAUCCGGCUUUUGCAGCUGCAGGAGUAAAAUUAAUUUCCAUCGACUGUUGGGAGGAGAUCCUAGAUCCUCCGAGUGGGUUACUCGUGCUACGUUCGGCAUCGGCAACACCGGCAACACACGAUCGGGGCGGAAACUGGCAGUGGAUGGUGAGACUGGCCGCGGUAAGUAUUGCACGUUCAAGAAAAUAUCGGUGCAUCUGCUUGCCAGUCGAUAGGAGCUUCUGUUGGACUUGUGUUGUUGACAAGAUUGAUGAUGGCGAAGAGAGGAAUGUUCUUCUUGUUUAUUAA